AUGGAGGUUAUAGUAGUCGACGACAGCAGCGACGCGUCUUCCGAGGGCGAGAUGACGCAAAGUUCAGCGUCUUCCACCUCGUUGUCGCCUCUGGCUCCUCAGUGGGAGCGUGCACAAUCAGUUGGCUAUGCAGACGCGGUGGAAGCGGCGUUGGCAAUGGCUGCAGCGCUAGAUACAACUGAGAUGACGACCAAUCGUAGCUCAAUUACAAAGAAGAAAAGAGCGACGUUAGCUCCACCAUUGCUAGCAACAAAGUCCAAAAAGACUUUGAACCAACAGCACAUAGAGAACAUACCAACGAGGGAGCGAGAGAAAAGUUGCAGUCAAAAAUCUACACCAAGACGUAGACGCGGUAUGAGCCAGCGCACCUCAGAAUCCUCGCUUUCCCGUACAAACUUAGACAAAUUUAGCUCAGAUUCUGACUCAGAUUUGAGCUCCAGCAUGAAUGUUGGAUCACGUCGUCACCAUCGCUUCAGCGUUGCUAAAGCUAAACGGCAUAGAUCAAGCAAUCGAACAUCACUUGAUAAAGUAGAAUUGAAAGGCCGAGUGGUGAAUGCUACUAGUUUGAUUGAUCGAUCUCGGAGCGAUGGCUCAAAAAGUUUAGACCAAAACAAACAACAACCAGCGGAGGUCGUUGAUCUUUGGUCCUCUUCUUCUAGUUCCUCAGAGUAUAUACGUGACCGUCAACUCGUGUCGUCGCCAACGUCGUCAGAUACUGACUCGUCGAAACGGACACAAGUGAAUACUGCAAAGCAGCAACUGGCGGUUAAUGGUCGUGCAAAACGUAAAAUUACACCAGUCUCACACGAUUCGAGCAAAGAGAAAUGCCAUCGUCUAAAUUUGUUUGAGCAUACCAAGAAACAGGUGACAAGCGAAAAACUAGCGAGAGUUCAGCACAAACCCGCCUCAGGCGAUAUUCAGCUGAGGUUUGGCAAAGUUUUUGUUGAUAAUAGUGGAGCUUCGAGAAAUCAGAAGAAUAAAACUAGAUUGGUAGACAAGAAGUCUGACAUGAGCAUUGCACGAUCUCAAUCAAAGGCGCGUAAAAAAGCCACGGACGUCUCGGUCCAGUCUUGUCACCCUCAAUCGGUUUCUGUCGACAUCCACUCGUCCGUCACGCCGUCAGCAGUGCCUGCAAUGUCCUCAAAUGUAUCAUCACCAUCACCAAGAAAAAAACGGCGAGUGGCUCCACGUUUUAAUCCAGAUCGCGUGGCACUGACAGAUCUGCAGGCCCAGGAGCACGAAUUAGCAAGAAUCUGCUCCCAGCUCAAGCAAACUCAAAAUAAGUCCCGGGCUCAAAGCUUUGCCGCACAAGAAGCUCAGACGUCCCAAGACGUGAUUAGCAUGAAUGGUCUCUCGGGUGCUAAUAGCGCAGUAUCUGCGAAAGAAUCAACAGAAAGCGAAAAUCAGGAACGGCAGCAGACAAGGAAAAAAGUAGGUAAUUUAGUCACGACCACUUCGCAGCAGUCAAGGGAAAAAGAGGAGAACUUAAUUACGGCCGCUUCGCAGCAGACAAGAAAAAAAGUAGAGAACGAAGUCACGGCCACUUCGAUUUCAGUGUCAGAUGCUUGCAAAGCGAUUAUGCAUCCUACAUCAUAUCGCGGUGUUUACUUUGCUAAAGCCCCUCCGAAUAUCCUUGUACUAUGCGACCCGGCAUUCAGUGCGCCAUUCGAGUCAGAUUGCAACCGUCCGCUUACAUUUUAUGAUGAAACAAAUUCAUUAUCUGCUCAGUGCUCAAUCUUGACAAGCUUUGGCAAAUCGGUUCAAUGUAUCUCAUCGGUGUUUCCAGGUGAUGCGGCGAAGCCACAGGGUGAGACCACCCGCUCCGUAAAUGCCUUGGUGACAGCGCGACUUCCUCUUAUUCGUCAUUGUUAUCGAAGCAAGUUGAAAGCUACUUUGACUGAGGCUCGUGCAAAGGUCAUUGCGUAUCAAGCAGCAUUGAGAAAGUACAAUAAAGCUCAACGUGGUCGUAAUGUGAGUCUGUCUCCGUACCUUCUCCCUCUCUCCUUGGCGGAAAAGGCCGCCAUGAGAAAACUCAAAGCCGUGCAAUUCGCAUCUUGCCAAAGCUUUGGAGAAAUUUCGGUCUUUACUGGACAAGGUAAUGACGUUGUGCGUGAGAAUGCCGAAUCACCAGUUGUCCAGAUCAACCGUCUGAAUGAAAUUCAACCACUUCGAAAGUACACGACGAGCAUCGGUUUGUGCGUCAAUUAUCGUGUAGACGAUAACCCGAUCCAGCGCUACGUCGUAAGUUCGAGUGAAGAUACUGUCGGAAAUGAAAAUGGUAGGUUGAUGAAGAAAUAUAGGCCACGGUAUGAUAAUAUCGCCGAUGAAGAGGUGGCUGAAUAUGUUUUGCGGCUUGUGGUUAAUUGCCUUGGUGCGUCCGAUCAAAUAUUCUAUGCACUUAAGAGUGAACUGGGUUUUGCUCAGGCCUACACAGCGUACAGUGAGCUCAAGAAGCUGCACGACUCAAGACAACACGCAAAACUUAAACUUGAUCGUGUGGAGAAACUUCUUUGCAACGAGAAGCAUGCGCAAAAUACAAAUGUUAGAGCAAUGACUAAAUUGAUGGAGAAGUUGUCGUUCUCGCGCUCUAUGUGCUCGUUGAAUUGGCGCUUACACUCACCAAUCUGCAACUUUGAGUCAAACAUUGCUGACAAUCUUGUGGAUGGUGCCACGUUUAAUGUUGCCGGACUGGGUUUGCGCAUCGCAGACUCAUAUAAGGGACUAGUGGAUGUAUUCCAUGACUCGUUUUGUCGAGUGUGCUAUAUGUACGCAUGCCACGAACAUGGUAAUGAUCACCCACUGCCUGCCAGGCGUGUAGAUCCAAUCUAUCCCCGAGUAAACUCGACAACUCAAUUCGUUGCACCUUCCGAUUGCAAAGAUGGAGUUGUGCCGGGUAAAAAUGUGAUUUGGCUUGACGGUGAAGAGGAUGAGGAAAUGCCUGAAUGCGAAAGUGUUGUUUACGACCUUUCUGAAGAGGUUGAUGCAUCAAAUAAGAGGAAUGGGGAAGUGAUUAACUUGGAUAGUGACGAUGACAUGAAUAGUAGAUGUCGGUCUAAGCAAUCACAACGACAUAAGCGUACACUGAUGGUGGACCCGUCCGAAUAUGUUGAUGCAACGCAUGUCCCACUCGUGGCAGCGAAGAUGCACUUGUUUUUGUCCGCGACGAAAAAAUGUAGCUCGAUGUGCUGCAAGAAAGAAAAACCAUCAGGAAAAAGUGUCCAGGAAUAUGUAAUGUCGGCAGCAGAGCUGAGUUUGAUUCGGAAGCUUCGAGAGACGAUGGGUGAUAACUCUUGCUUGCUGUCAGCCAUUCUUGAUUCAGCAUCUUGUAACGAUAUACACGAGUUAAUCGAGAACGAGCAGACUAGUGAUAAAGCUCUAAGUGUGACUGACAGAGUCAGUAGAUCAGGCCGUGGGCGCAGCUGGACGCAGAGACAAAGAAUUGGAGAAAGUAAUCACGAGCUGCUCCAACGGACACGAAAUCAACGCUUGCAAGAUAGAGGGACGGAAAGUCAUGAGUACCAGCCGUGCGCACACACCGGCAUGUGCAACACGUCUGGCUGCUCGUGCAUGAAGCGUGACCACAUGUGUGAGAAAGCCUGUGCAUGCUCACGCGAUUGCCCGAAUAGAUUUGAAGGCUGUUCGUGUUCACCUGGUGAAUGUCGUACGAGUAAAUGUCCGUGUUUUGCAGCUCAGCGCGAGUGUGAUCCUGACGUCUGUAUCGAAUGUGGUGCGAGUGACGUGGCAGUGUCAAAAUUACUUGAUCAAGUCAGGUAUGAGAAUUCUCUGUGUGGUAAUGUUAAUGUGAUGCAUGGUCAGCACAAACGGCUAAGUUUGGGAAUUUCUACAAUUCAUGGCUACGGUAUAUUUGCUCGUGAAGCCAUCGCAUCAGCCGAGUUUGUGUACGAAUACACUGGUGCUAUGCUGUCGCAAGAUGAAGCAGAGCGUCGUGGGAUGAUUUAUGACAAGAUGGAAAUGAGUUAUUUGUUUGAUUUAAAUGAGGAUGCUGUACUAGAUGCACUUCGUUGUGGAAACAAAAGCAAGUUUAUUAACCAUUCUAGUGAUAAACCUAAUUGUACAGCGAAGGUGGUAAGUGUCUGUGGUGUACAUCACAUCACUAUAUGGGCGUUGCGAGACAUUAAAGUGGGCGAAGAGCUGCUUUUCGAUUACGGCUAUAAGCGAAGUGUAGGUCCAGACUGGAGUCAGCGUCGAGCUGAGUCAAAUGAUUCCAAUUAA
Molecule: messenger RNA, 4233 nt
Organism: Plasmopara halstedii
Lineage: Eukaryota; Oomycota; Peronosporomycetes; Peronosporales; Peronosporaceae
Product: Transcriptional repressor EZH1
Exons: 5
Coding region: 1-4233 (1410 amino acids)
Biological process (GO): chromatin remodeling
Molecular function (GO): histone methyltransferase activity; protein binding
Source: RefSeq, a predicted model, not a curated record